AUGUCCGCCGCUGAAGAGGAAAAUAUCGCUGAAUCCGGCGACGAUCUCUUGGUCGACGACCUUCCCGAAGGACUACUCGAUGACCUCGCGAGCUCCCCUGACCACCCUGCUGCGAAGAAGCCCUGCAUGGACCCCGGUGCUGGCCCUGCUAGCUUCAACUCCCCCUCCACCUCCUCCGACUCGGCGCUGGCGCAGCCCGCGCCGUCUCCUGUGCUCCUCGCUGCCGCUGCUGCUCCCACGUUGACUCAGCAAGGCCAUGCGCCCUCUCUGGCAGCAACAGCUGCCGCCCCCAACGCCCCGGUUCUCCGCGCUGCUGCCUACGCAACGGCCGCCUCCGGCGCUAACCCGGCUCCCGCGCUGCCCGCCUCGCUCUUUGCCUCAUCCGCACCCGGCGGACCCCCCCGCAACCUCCGCCGUGCGCGCACCUCCGCAGCCACCCCGAUGCUCCUUCCCCUUCGCCGCCGCGUGGUAGUCACGCUCCUCCUCCCGGAGGCCGUGUUGGAGUCGCACCGCACGGAAAUCCUCGCCGGAAUCAACGCGCAGCUGUGCGGCUUCAUGUUCGAUUCGGGCAUCAUCCCCCCCUUCGAGCACACUGUCGGCGACUCCCUCCGCGUGGCCCGCCACGUGUACGGCCGCCUGCUGUUCUCUUGGCCGUCGCAGGAAGACGCGGCUGUUUUUCGCAAGCUUUUUCCUCUCAUGCUGAAAAUCUCCAACUCCCGCCCCGUCAUGUUGAAGGUCUUUGUUGAUCGGUAUGAAGCUUUUACCGCGGCAAAGGCAGCCGGCGCUCCUACCCUGUCUAUCCGAAACGUCCCCCUGGAGAUCGAUCCGGAGGAGAUCCGCGCCUUCCUCCUCGGGUCCACCGAGGAGGAUGGUUCGCAUUGGCUCGCGGAUCUGACUGACUUUCACCGCGCUUCCGACCCCUACGAGAACACCCUUUUCACUCACCUCGCAGGACUCCCGGUCGCCACCCCCGAUGACCCGAAUUUCGAACGAAUCCCGUCCGAAUUCCUGCUGGAGGAGAACAAGCCAACUAUGCUGCUCAAUUUCUCCUGCCACGUGUGCACGCUCCUGCCUCCGUUGCCUCCUCAUGUGCUCCUCCGCUGCCCCCCAUCCUCUCACCACUCCCCCCUCGGUCUACCCCCUCCCUAUCGCGCAACCUUCAUGCUCCCAUCCAACACCCGCGCUCCCCCCCCGCUGUCCUUCCCUCCCUAA
Molecule: messenger RNA, 1212 nt
Organism: Closterium sp. Naga37s-1
Lineage: Eukaryota; Viridiplantae; Streptophyta; Zygnematophyceae; Desmidiales; Closteriaceae
Source: the annotation of a GenBank genome assembly